Molecule: messenger RNA, 282 nt
Organism: Colletotrichum truncatum
Lineage: Eukaryota; Fungi; Ascomycota; Sordariomycetes; Glomerellales; Glomerellaceae
Product: guanine nucleotide-binding protein subunit gamma
Biological process (GO): G protein-coupled receptor signaling pathway
Cellular component (GO): heterotrimeric G-protein complex
Molecular function (GO): G-protein beta-subunit binding
Source: RefSeq, a predicted model, not a curated record
AUGCCUCAAUACACCUCCCGCGAUGUUGGCGAUCCGUCGCAGAUCAAGAAAAACAAGCAGUCUAUGGCCGACCUCAAGCUACGACGAUUAACGGAACUGAACAACCGCCUGCGCGAAGACCUCGAGAGGGAACGUAUCCCCGUCAGCAAUGCCUCUAAGAGCAUCAUUGCCUACUGCAACAGCACGAGGGACUACAUGGUCCCGUCGGUUUGGGGUGCCGUCCCUCGCGGUGAAGAUCCCUAUGCACCACAACAGAGCGGCGGAUGCUGUGUGGUGAUGUAA